UUACAAUCUGUCAUCUGUGCUCGGCCAUCUUGAGAAGUUAAUAAAUUGACUGAUCGUCGAAUCAGAGUAGGUAAAUGUUGUUUUCAUACUACCUGCAACAAAUAGAUAUAAUUUUUUUCAUUUCACCACGUCACACUCGUGGUACUUGCACUGAGGGCGCCGUUACUACUUGGAUUCUAUUUGGGCCAUCGUUGUUCCGGGAUCAGCUGUCAUACAUUUGACGUGUAUAGAACACAAACAAGACUGCUUUUAGGGUUGAUAUGCUGGUGGGAAGAUGAACGGAACGUUUUACGAGCAGCUGGGGAGUGUGGCUGGGGUGUUCGAACAGUGGGGCACAUGUGAGCGGACCGUGGUGGCCUGCGCUCUUGCUCGCCGGGUACCCUGGCCUGGGCUGCGGCUCGUGCAGAGGACGGUGGAAGCAGCUUUGCAGAAUCAUGUGGAAGACGAGCGUCUCGAACGAGAUGCUAAUGAUGAGACACUCCUGGCCACAUUAUUGGCGGCCAGAGUCAGUGAUGAUGAAGAAGAAGAUGGUGAAAGACUGCUUAAACUUCUGGCCCUGCUGCCUCUGCUAAGGACAGACAACGAGCGAGCUAAGAAUAUAUAUGUGGGUGCUGCUCCAGCUCUAGUGCAGAGAUGUGUGGAUGCACCAAGGCGCACCAUAGCUCCAGAUUUAUGUCGACAACUUUUGUCAUAUCUUCUUGUACAUCCUGCGUUGUCUCUUCACGAUCAGAGGACCUUGACACAAUGGCUACGCUAUCUAGAAAACCACAUCUCAGGCAACAGAAACUCAGAGUCUGUUUGGCAACAACGCACAGACCAUUGUCUUCUCCCGGAGACUAACAUUUGGAAUACCAAUAGCACCUUUAGGCGCACCAUCGGGAAGAAUGUAGAAUUUAGGGGAAUACUAGACACGGUAGAGCCCCCUUCCUAUACAGAUUUGUUGCAGGAAUCCUUCUCAAAGAACGGCAGAGACGUAGACAUCAGCAUAGAGGGAGACAUCUUCGAUCCGGUGAUCGUUCAGGCCAAGUCGCAGAGGUCCAACAGCUUAACCCCACCGUCGACCAACUUCUUACAGAUGUCGUCCUCGGCCGAGAAUCUGAGCGACGAACCGUUUCAGAAACCUCGAAGUUUUUCGUUAUCCAGCGAACACAGUUUAGGCCAUUUGAGGCCGAUCGGCGUGACGUACGGGACCACGGGCAGCGAGACGAGGCUGGACGACCUCAGGUCGAACAAUUACACCGAGCACCCCGGGAUGUCCACGGUGGCUCAGUGGUUGAAGAGCCUGCGCUUGCACAAGUACGUGUGGCUCUUCACCAACAUCACGUACGAGCAGAUGAUGGCCAUGGACGAGAAGCAUUUAGAGAAAUUGGGCGUGACGAAAGGCGCUCGGCACAAGAUCCUGCUGUCCAUAAAGAAGCUGAGCGAGCGGUCGGCCAUCCUGGAGAGCGUGCAGAGCGAACUGAAGUCGGGGGCCGGGCCGGGGCCUCUGCUGCGGGCCCUGGACAGACUUCGAGGGGUGAUGCUGUCGCCCAUGCCGCCGACGUCCGAUCUGCCCGCGGCCUUGGUGGCCGCGCUGGACCUGGCGUCCGAGUGUCUGACCGGGGGCGGAGGGGCCGAGGGCGAGGACUUCGCGGACCCCAUGUCCCUGCACUGCUGGCUGGUCGAGAAGGCUCUGCACCACGAGUCCUUCGUCGGCGGGAGUCUGCGAGAGGCCCUCCGACGCCUUCGCCACCGCCUGCCCCCGAGGCAGUUCUUCCAGCACGUCAGCGACAUGCCGGCGCAUCGAAGGAACAAGCCCAGAUGGCGCGCGGGGCCGGCCCCCCGAGGACGCCGCUGGACGCCCCCCACCCCCCGCGGCAAGUCCCACUCGUACCCGCCCUUCCCCCCGCACGCCCUGCCUCCCGCCGCCCUCCCUCAGCACGAAGACUACUCCAGCCUCGACGCCCUCUGCCUGCAGAUGACGGAGCAGGCCAUCGACUGAGAGACGCGUUCCGGGCGAGAGCGAGACGAGCGUUCGGCGAAGGAAUUUCUUCGACAGACUCGCCGUUGCACCGUUGCAAUUCGAAUAUUCUCUUAUUCGACGAGCGGCGAGAAAUUAAUAUUACAUAAAUUCAUACAUAUUUUUCGAAAGACGUGAAAUAUUUAAUGAGGAAAUUAUUCAAUACUAUAUUUCAGAAUAUAAUAGCUUAAUAACUUAACUCGAACGUUUUCCACUUAUUUAUAGUCGAUUUUUGACUAUAUCUGCCGAUUGCAGGCUUUUACGUUUCGACGCGCGGAAGGUAUUCAAAUACUGGACCGUUUUGGGAAAUCGACCUAACGAUCGUGUUCUUACGACCGACCGACACGUAAAUGAAAAUAGACUCAUGUAAAAUCCAUCCCGUUUCGGCGAUCGUCCUGCCCGGAGUAACAUAGUCACGGAUAGCUUUAAAAAUCAAUUGAAAGAGCGUCGUAAUAUAUUUGUAACGAAUUAGUCGAUAAGGAUAUGACAAUAUUUGUUUAAUAUUUUUGCACCUCGAUCGCUCUCGUAAGCUAAGUUUUAUUUAUUCCUAGUUAAGGAGCGAAUCGGCCAUUUUUACUUUUUUAUGUGUACACCGAAUACAUCGACACUCCGCCUUCGCCUCUCGGAACAGAGCGACGGUGCCUCGGACCCGAUGGGUUUUUGGCGCUACAUAUAUCGAAAUAGUUGUAAUAUAUUGAGAUGUUGUACAGGACGGUCGUAGGGUGGUUCUUCGCAUCCGAAGAUUUGUAUUUGUAAAUAAAAUGUAAAGAUGUCGCAGUAAGUAUAUGGUAAGGGCUGUCCUGAAUUUGUUUGGUGCUAAUUUGCAUUGAUUUUGGGUUAGUCAGUAUAGAAUAGCUAGAUCGGUAGACUUAGAUUCGGCCUAACGCGGCCCCCACUCUGCUUUUUGUCCCUGGGUUAGAUGGGUUUGUGAGAUUCACUCCGCAAAGCUGGUACCGAAAAGUGCAUUCGGUUGGGCCCUUUCAGUUUUAACUCCGCUUUUGCCACUCUUGCGACAAUAUCCGUUUGAGAUCCUUUACGCAGCUGUCUUCAUUUCAGAAACUACUCCACUCCUGUAGAUUGCUUCUUACGAUCUCAAUUUCACCAUCUUCACUCUCCUCGGGAACGAUGUCGAAGUAAGGGUGGGGGCACAUUGUAAUUUUUAACAUGUUGUGCCUGUGAUGUUGUUAUUUUACUCAGCUUAUAGGACACACACACUGGGUCAAAUAAGGUCAUGGCACUAUGGUGGUGGUUUUGACGAGAUUUAUAUAAAAUAUACUUUGAUAUUCCACAAAUGUUUCUGACCCCGUGACAACGACGGACGUUGCGAUUAUUUUCGCCAAAUUUGGAACCAUUAUUUCCUAUUUAACCAGGGUAUAUAUAUAUAUAUAUCUGUGACACGAUGACGUAAGCGUGCGACGUCACCGGAGCAGACAAGCCGAACUAGUACUCCAAUUCUAAAAAUUGCUGGUUUCCUUCACCCUACUCUGCUUCAGUGAGGUCACACUCCAAAACUGGAGUCAAGUUCACCAUAAGGGUCUACUAAAAGAGUCACCCGGCUAUUUUACACGGAUAGAUUAUGGACGUAGAGAAUGAACUCAGCAAUCUGUUCUUUGUUCUGUAAAAACUUCAAGCGAAAGCAAACAACUGAGAUUGCUGCUCAAACAUACAGCAGCCGGUCUCUCCCAACAUUAUUAGCUAAAAUAUUUAAGUGGCCUCUGUGGGUUCGAGAAUAUUAUUUAAAUGUUAUUUUUUGAAAGACCAGUUAACAUAUUAUUGUUAACGUUAAGUCGUUGUCCGAGUGGAUGAUUUAUAAAAUCGCGAAUUUUUAUUACUAUUGUUGUUUGUGGCUUGCGAUAAGAGUGUUUUGACUGGAUCAAAAUUCUUUUGAUUGUCAUAUUGUGUGCAAUUUAUUUUUAUUAAAUUAUAUUAUGGUUAUUAUUGCAUGUUUAAUUCUACAUUGUGUGAUAAAUGUAUUGCAAUUAUCUAAUUAUAUUUGAAGGGUUUUUUCACCUUUGUUAUAUUAUUAUUCAUUAUUUCUCUGUUGACUACUUUAUUUUUUCAGGGACUGUGAUAAUCUAUUAUUGACCUAAUAAAUAACAAAAUCUC
This is a messenger RNA of Pieris napi, 4105 nucleotides long. It is a transcript of the gene smg, whose product is annotated as protein Smaug. The transcript is spliced from 6 exons. The record is from RefSeq and is a predicted model, not a curated record. NCBI's taxonomy places the organism in Eukaryota, Metazoa, Arthropoda, Insecta, Lepidoptera, Pieridae. Bases 275 to 1981 code for a protein of 568 amino acids. Gene Ontology annotation, cellular component: P-body. Gene Ontology annotation, biological process: regulation of mRNA stability; nuclear-transcribed mRNA poly(A) tail shortening; negative regulation of translation. Gene Ontology annotation, molecular function: mRNA binding; translation repressor activity; protein binding.